UUCGCAGGGGAACAUCAUUUAGGAAUUAGGCAGUGGAUCGAUCAUACCUUAUAUCGAGUAAAGAAACGAACUGAGAAUCGGGAAUAAGAAUAAACGAAAAGUUCCACAACAAAGUGAAGUGAAUAUGAGUCCCAAAGUCUCCUUCCUGUGUGUGUUGCUGCUGCAGCUGCUGAAUUCUGCCCUUGGAGACGUUUCCCAUCUGGAGUACUCGAUCACACCCAGCUCCCAGGUGGCAUAUUAUCACUACCCAGCACCGCGUCAGUCAGUGCAGCAGCCACAACGAGUGCCACAGCAACAGCAGAGAUAUCAGCAGCAGCCGCAACAGUACCAACAAGUGGCCCGACAAUUUGUUGCACCCCACCUGGAGCACGCGGCCUUCACGCAGGCCCUCACCAGUCAGGGCUAUGUCUUUGGAGCACCCUCAGCGCCACUGGCAGCGCGCCAGGCUGCCCCACAGCCCCACCAACAGCCAAAGCCUGCACCACUGGCAGCUGCCACAGGCCGCUCCAUUGGCGGGGGGGUCGCCUCCGUGGAUGCCAGCUCGCUGAACCUCAAGCUGCCGGUGCCCUUCGGUCUGGCACCCCUGAAUGUGGCCCAGCUGCCCCUCCAGGCGGGUGCCCCCUACGCCAGCGUGCCACACACCACGGGCCUCACCUCCUACGGAACGCCGCAGAUCCAAAGGCGCUAGCACACGGCCCACCCAUCAUUAGUAGAAUAAAUUACAAAUAUAAUAAUAAAGAUAAAGUUAAAGGACAGUCUGUCAUCCCGACUGAACUGCAAACUGCGAUGACGACUGCUCCUGCUCAU
This is a messenger RNA of Drosophila guanche, 807 nucleotides long. RefSeq lists its product as uncharacterized. The coding region runs from base 125 to 688 and encodes 187 amino acids. NCBI's taxonomy places the organism in Eukaryota, Metazoa, Arthropoda, Insecta, Diptera, Drosophilidae. The transcript is spliced from 2 exons. The record is from RefSeq and is a predicted model, not a curated record.